Mizuhopecten yessoensis (Yesso scallop) is the source of this 2948-nucleotide messenger RNA. RefSeq lists its product as uncharacterized. The record is from RefSeq and is a predicted model, not a curated record. NCBI's taxonomy places the organism in Eukaryota, Metazoa, Mollusca, Bivalvia, Pectinida, Pectinidae. Bases 150 to 920 code for a protein of 256 amino acids. The transcript is spliced from 8 exons.
UAAGCUUUUAAAAGACUGUUGUGGUGUAUUGGUACUGAAUGGUUGUGUGUGUUGUGCAUGGUCCUGUUUGGGGACAUGUUUUACUUGACUUAAGGUGAUAUAUAUAGCGAUCAGUAUCCUACACAUCUAACAAGUAUUUGUUACCAACUAUGGCUGUAAAGUUGCUCUCAUGGUUCGUGACGUUGGCAUGUGUUUUAAUGGGAACAGUCAACUCUUCAACAAGUGAUGUAACGGUCACUGAAUUCUGCAGUUGUUGGACAGUCGUAUCGACAGCUGUCAAGGGCAAUGUUUGUUCUGUGCUGUUGGACUUCCAGAACUGUUGGUUGGACAGUAACACUACCAUAGCUCCCGGACUGGAAAUCAUCUCUGACACUGACGUGGUCAAGUUUGGACUUACUAUUGCCAAUUCUACAUCCCAGGAAUGGAAUUGUGCUGUUGACAAUGUUUGCAGCUUGGCUUUCGGAAUCGGCGUACUUGAAGCGGGCAAAUCGUACACCGCAACAAUAAAGCCCCAGUGUGCUACAUGCAAUAACUGCAAUGGCAAAGACACAGAAUUUUUGAAAGCAGUACCGACCACCACCGUGCCGCCAUCUACCACCAGGACAUAUAAACCCCUCCCGCAUAAGUAUCUCUUCCCGACCAUGCUGAUUGGAGCUAUUGUCUGUGUUAUCCUGGCCUUUGUUUACGCUAUCAGACGCUGGCGACAACGAAUCCAUCACGCACGUAAAGAACGUGCAGCUGUGGCGGCGGCAAGUUUCGCGGACUUUCGGCAAGAGUCUGACAACAAUAAUGGAGAGGGAGAUGACAGUGGUCCACCUCCGCAGUAUGGCACCACCGCACAGUACAAUGGUGGUGCGGACUAUCUCACCAUGAACCAAAAGCAUGGUAUUGUGAAUGACGGCUUCGAUUACAAGAAUUGAUCGAGUAUUUUGUGAUGAUCAGCAUAAUGUGCCAAAGGAAGCAGUGAGCGUAUGUUUUUCAAAUAAAACACUGACCGGAUGCUGCCUGAUAAAAAAUGAAAGGAUGUUAUUAAAUAAAUCAUAAACUGGAUUUUUUCGAGGACAAAAUAUUUGUAGACCGCAGAUAUAAGACGCCUAGUCUAGUUAGUUGUCCAAAAGGACGAAGAGUUGCGACCUUGAAUUACAGACGGUUGGUUCAGCCGUAAACAGUGUUUGGGAAAGAGCCUCGACAGGUUUUGUAUUUUAUUGUAGCAAUGGCAUAUGUGAUACUAAAGCAUAUAAGAGAAAAACAGCCGUUCUUUGAGAUUGCUAUUUGAUGUGUAAGGAAAUAUAUCAAUAUAUUUACAUGUAAAGCAAUAUGAACGAAAUCAAUUAUAUGUCAAACUAUUUUAUAAUAGUAGAACACUGGUAAGAAGAACGUAUUAGUAGAAGGGAAGGAAAAAGAAGUAAAAAGAAAUGAAAAACAGAAUCCUAUUUGCGGUUAUUUUACAUCAUUCACGUUUACAAUUGACGAUGCAUGUUUGUUCAAAUGUUGAAGAAUACUUGACAAUCUUUCCCUUUUCUUUGUAUUUAAGAUUUGUUUAAUAACUUUAAACACAAUAUUUCAUGUGCUGGCAAAUCAUGUUUGUUAAAGCUUUAAAUAAUAUUUCACAAUGUUUCAUCAAUGAAGUGUUGAUGGUAUUCGAUUGUUUCAAUAGGGAUUAGUAUUCAUUUUAUUUUUCAGUGCUAUUAAAAAAGUAUCUCCAUGCAAGGUUUUAUAAGAGAUCAGAACUUUUGUUUUGUUUUGAUUAAUGUAUCACUAAUGUGUAAGUAAAAUACAAAUGAUAUAAGUUUGGAGAAUUUAUUUUUAUUUUUUAUAAGGUAACAUUUUACUGAUAACAAAUUAACCCAGUACUUCAUAGAUAACGCGUGGCAGGGUGUUGUCAGUUGUUGGAGCGUCAUACCUUCCCGCCUAUUCAUUAUAUAAGUUAUGUUAUAGUUAUGUGCAAUUCACGUGUUUUCUAACGUUGUGCUUUUAGUGAUAAUCGUAGUACAGAUGUACUUAGUGUAUCAGAACUAUAGUGAUUAUGGUAUAUAUAUUGGUAAGUUUGCAAAACUGGAACCUUUCGCUAAAUGCAACAUGAUAUAAAUCUUAAGUUUUCAGUAUAUGUAUGCUUGCUAGCACAAUUAACAAUAAUUAACACUAGGAUAUCGUCUGACACCUAUAUUAAACCCUCCUGGUUGUGUUACUCAGAAGUGUGGAAGAUUGAUUACAGGAUUAAUAAGGUAUGAGUCUUAUUUAUAACGUAACGAAGGGGCAUUCACGAGUGAUAUUUUGGAAACAUAUAACGUUGGGAUUACCGCUCAUGAUGACGUCCUAUUAGCUACCGUUGUAAUAUUGUUUCCUUUAUUAGUUGUCACCAUUGCAUGUUUUUACAAAAUAAGUAUCAAUGUUUGUUUGUAAAUAUUAUUUUUUAUUAUUGUUUAACAUAGAACUCGCCUUCGGCCAGUCUCAUUUGAUCAUAAAAAAAUCGAUAAAAUAUCCCACUAGAAAUUUACAACUUAUUGUUUUAAUCAUAUAACUAUAUUCGCCAAAGCGUGUUUGAGAAAAAUCAAGGCAUUUGCUCCUGAAAAUCUAUUUAUAUGAAUUCAAACGUCGUAUUUUUACUAGUCAUAGAUAGGGGGUAUUGUCCCUUUUCUCUAUAAAAUUGUCGUUUUAAUCUAUCACCAAUCCAUCCCCCUCCACAAAUUAAGGUGACUUGUGUGUUUUUGUCAGUGCGUUCUUUUGGUUUAUCUACAUGCCGUCAAAAUAUAUGUUUUAUGGCUGAAAAAUAAGAAGAAAAACUCAAUUAAUGUUGAUAGUCAAUAAAGGAUGUUCAUUACUAAAGAUCAGUGUUUUCCUUUUAUGAAUGUUUAUUUAACAAUAAUGGUCAUUGUAAUUGCCAAUGUGAUAUAAUUUUGUUACCUCUGAACUUUAUUUCCAUAUACAUUUUGUUAAUAAAUGUUGAU